Molecule: messenger RNA, 908 nt
Organism: Tripterygium wilfordii
Lineage: Eukaryota; Viridiplantae; Streptophyta; Magnoliopsida; Celastrales; Celastraceae
Exons: 2
Coding region: 42-704 (220 amino acids)
Source: RefSeq, a predicted model, not a curated record
AGAACUCUCCUCUCUCAUUCAAAUCACCAGAAGAGAAAACAAUGGCUUGCUGGUCUGCUGAGAAUGCCACAAAUGCCUACCUCAAAACCCUGAAAAUGGGACAAAGGGCAAAAGAGCCAGAUGAAGCAGAGUUCAUAUCGGCUAUGGCAGCAGGAAACAAUGCACAACUAAUGGUGGUAGCAUGUGCAAGAGCUGCCGACUCCAACACACUUGCUUUAGUGGACGCAGCACAUCAAACUGGAGGCCAUGUGGUCUGCGUUCUUCCUGGAAUCGAACACUUGCAAUCUUCAUAUAAAUCGCUUGGUGCGGAUGCAUACCAUGUUGAGUUUGUCAUUGGAGAUGCCAAAAAUCUACUACCAACCCAUUACAGGGAAGCAGAAUUUCUACUUAUUGACUGUAACCUUGAGAAUCAUGAAGAAAUUCUCAGAGCAGUGCAGACAAGUAGAAGGCGUAAUGGUGCGGCUGCUGUCGUGGGGUACAAUGCCUUCUGCAAGAAUUCGUGGCGAUCAAGUGGUUCUGAAACCCAGUUGUUGCCCAUAGGAGAAGGGUUGCUGGUGACGAGAAUAGCCGCAAACCAGAAGAUUGGAGGUGGUGGUUGUGGUUAUGGAAGGAGGAGUCAUUGGGUUGUCAAAGUAGAUGAGUUCACAGGAGAAGAGCAUGUGUUCAGAGUUAGAUAUCCACAAACCAAAGAGAUUCAAGCUUAAUGCCCAUCUCCACCUGGUUAGAUUUUUUUUACUUUUCUUCCAUGUCCUUGCAAGGGAUAAGGAGCAUGAAUUUUGAUUCUAUUUUACUCAUGGCUUGUAAAGUAUUGAGAGAUUGAUCCUUGCACUCCAUUGUUUGGAUCAGAAAUGUAUGAAAAGUCUGCAAAUCAAUCUGUUCUCCUUUCCUCCCCUUUCUUAACCAUAAAU